UUCACGCCGGAGCAUUGUCAAUGUUGCACCUCGAUGUAGCGUGCAUGGACGACAUUGCAGACGUCUGUGAAGAACAAUCAUGUACAGAAGAUUGCUUCUUUCGCUCUAUCAGACCCGCUACCGUGCAAUAUACAGACGAGAGGCGUGUGUAUUGACAACAAAAUGUGACACAGUGACACUCCCUUUUAGGGCUGCGAAUGGAGUGGGGUUUAGGACACUUGGAACAACGUCAACCACAUACUGCGAAAAAAAAGAAGGGUCGCUUCAUCCUAAAAAAGAUAUCGAGAACAAUACUAAGAAAGAUGGUGAGUCGGAAACAGCGAAUGUGGGGGAAAAGAAGGAGGCUGAACCCCCCGAAGAGGGCAGGAUAACGGUAGAGUGUGUGGGGCACAUGGGUGAGAUUAAGAUGGAGGCAGAACAUGUAAUUCAGUUGAGGAAUGAAACUAAAAAUGUAGGCUUAGAAGGGGCAAUUAAACACGAAGAAAAUAAGAACAUAGACGCUGAAAAGCUGAUGGUAGAAGUUCAGAUGGAGUCAGAGACUGUCACUCAGUUGAGGGAUGGAAUCAAACGUGAAAGCUCACAAGAGGCAACUAAACAUGAAGAAAUGAAGCAAACAGACUCCAAUGAGCAGAGUGCAAAGUUUAAAAUGGAGACAGAAAAUGUCACCCAGGUGAGGGAUGAAAUUGAAAGCGUUAACUUCCAAGAGGUAACUGAGAAGAUAGAAGUGGUAGAGGUUAAGAUGGAUGCAGAACAUUUAAUUCAGUUUGAAGAUGAAAUUAAAAGCGAUAACUUCCAAGAGGUAACUGAGAAGAUAGAAGUGGUAGAGGUUAAGAUGGAUGCAGAAAAUGUCAUUCAAUUGGCAGAUGAAAUUAAAAGCGAUAACUUCCAAGAGGUAACUGAGAAGAUAGAAGUGGUAGAGGUUAAGAUGGAUGCAGAAAAUGUCAUUCAGUUGGCAGAUGAAAUGAAAAGCGGAAUCUCACAAGAGGCAACUGAACACAAAGAAUGUAUGGAAACAGCUGAAGAGCCAGCACCAGUAGUAAACAUGGAAGUUAGCAAGACAGAAGAGCAUGGAGUUCAGAAAGUGAAGGAGGGAUUAAAGCACCAAACAGAGGAACCAGUGAAGAACGUGAAGGAAAGCCUGCUGAACCUCCUGGGAGCUAUGAAGGUUGAGGUAACCACCAAGAAGAGCAUCAAAGCCUUGAAAGUGCAGAGCAGGUCGAAUUCUGUGGCCAGGCCCAAACCAGCAGAAAUGGAGAGCACAAUCAGCAUGUUUCAGGAAGCCAGCACACCCGCUCUGCCCCAAAAUGAGAGUACGGAGAUGAUGGCUGCUGUGUCAGCCGUGGCGUCCACUCUGCCGAACCCCCCUCAGGCAGAGUCUGAGCUCCUGAGGCAGCUGAAGCAACAAGAGGCCCUCGCGGAUGCCCAGAAGACCGGCGACGUCACCAACAUUGGGAAUAUCAUUGCUGACAUGAAGGUGGGGAAACGACCGAGCCCCAGACAGAAUGCCUGGUCGACCAAUCAGAUCCGUUUCGACGAAGAUGAGAAGUCCACCCUUGACAGAGGCAUCAUGGCCGAGAUGGAGGGAGCGAGAGGAAGAAGGAGCCUGUUUUCCAGGAAGAGGAUGAACAUCUUUAACCCCGCUACCGAGAAGCCUGUCGAGGCAGACACACACACUGCUUCACCAACCCUAUGGGACAUCGAGUUAGCAAACGAAGUAGCCCUGUCAGCCAAUCUGAAGUCCCGUAAUGGACUUGAGGAGAUGAUUAAGUGGACCAGAGAGGGCAGGCUGUGGCAGUAUCCAAUCAACAACGAGGCUGGGCUGGAAGAGGAGGCUGGCGUUCCCUUCCAUGAGCACGUGUUCCUGGAGAGGCAUCUGGAGGAUGGCUUCCCCCGCCAGGGCCCCGUGCGCCACUUCAUGGAGCUGGUGUUGGUGGGCCUGUCCCACAACCCUCACCUGACCGUGAGCCAGAAGGAGCAGCACAUAACCUGGUUCAGGGACUACUUCCAGCAGAAGGAAGAGGUACUGAAAGAAGCAGAGGUUUACCUCAACUGACCUGGACAGAGGUCAUCCAGGGUCCAGUGAAUGAUCACCAGGAGAGGACCUGCCUACUGUUGAGCCGGCCCUGCUGUGGAGCGGCGAUGGGUCGAACGGUUCACAUGAAAGGCUAUCGAGAGGCUUAACAGAAAGCCUGGACUCCAGAAUCAUUAACAUCAUAUUAUAUUAACUGGUUUAUAAAUGUUAAUAUAUUA
Molecule: messenger RNA, 2250 nt
Organism: Osmerus eperlanus (European smelt)
Lineage: Eukaryota; Metazoa; Chordata; Actinopteri; Osmeriformes; Osmeridae
Gene: mrps31
Product: mitochondrial ribosomal protein S31
Exons: 7
Coding region: 80-2053 (657 amino acids)
Cellular component (GO): mitochondrial small ribosomal subunit
Molecular function (GO): structural constituent of ribosome
Source: RefSeq, a predicted model, not a curated record